UUGGACUCCGGGUCGCUCCUGAAGGACAAUGCCGAGUUGUGACUGGGGUGCCCGGGUGGGGGGCCGGGAGGAGCCGGAGAUGUGAGAACUGGCUUUAUCUUUCAACUCAGUGGAAACUUCCCUUCCCUGAGCAGAGCUGAAGGUUUAUGGCAGGCACUUCCAUCACUGUCUCCUAGUCAUAGAGCUGUUGCCAGUAUGCUUUCGUGGAGAGCAGCAGAGCCUAAGGGUGCACUUCUACAGCUGGCAUAAUCUGACAUAAAUCUGUGCUGCUGAAAGAGAAGAGACAAGGUGCUUCUCCUUGUCCCCUAGCCUUGUUCUUUUUAAUCUGCAAUAACUUUCAGCUUGUCUAACUUGAAAGCCACCACCAGCCCAAGUGAGAGAACAGAAGGAGGUCACAGGUACCAAACCAAAGAUGUCCUCGACAAGAAAGAUUCUACUCAUCCUGGGAUUCCUCUCUACUUUGGCUGUAAUUGCUUUAAUUGCUGUAGCAGUGACCCAAAACAAGCCACUUCCGAAGAAUAUUAAGUAUGGGAUUGUGCUGGAUGCGGGAUCGUCCCACACUAACCUCUAUGUGUACGAGUGGCCAGCAGAGAAGGAGAACGACACUGGGGUGGUGAAGCAGGUGGAGGUGUGUAAAGUUGAAGGCCCUGGGAUCUCAGGUUACUCCCAUGCCACAGAGAAGGCAGGUCCCUCUCUGGCACAGUGCCUACAACAAGCAAAAGAGGUGAUUCCCUCAACGCAGCACAAAGAGACACCUGUCUACCUCGGAGCAACUGCUGGCAUGCGGCUUCUCAGGUUGGAGAAUGAAAGUGCAGCUGACGAAGUCUUGUCCUCAGUAGAGACGACACUACGCUUAGCUCCCUUCAACUUCCAGGGUGCCAGAAUCAUCACUGGUCAGGAAGAAGGAGCCUAUGGAUGGAUCACCAUUAAUUACCUUCUGGGCAGUUUCAAGCAGUCUGGCUGGAAAAAGCUUCUACAUUCCCUGAAAUCCACAAGUGAGACAUCAGGAGCACUAGACCUUGGAGGAGCCUCAACACAGAUUACCUUUGUAUCAAAGGAACUCUCUUCUGAGUCUCCAGAGAACCAGCUCUACUUCCGUCUCUAUGGCAAGGAUUACCAGGUGUACACACACAGCUUUCUCUGCUAUGGGAAGGACCAGGCUCUGCAACAGAAACUGGCCAGGGACCUACAGACCGUGGAGAGCAGCAGUCUCCUUGACCCAUGCUUUCACCAGGGGUAUCAGAGGACUAUAAAUAUAAGUGACUUCUUCAAAAACCCUUGUACAUCAGACAAGAAAAAGCAAUUACCUUUCAGCCAGCUGUACAUAGAGGGAGAGGGAGAUUAUCAAAAGUGCCGAGAAAACAUCCAGAAACUCUUCGACAAAACCAAUUGUCCUUACUCCAGUUGCUCCUUCAAUGGGAUAUACCUACCUCCAUUACAAGGGGAUUUUGGGGCUUUUUCUGCUUUCUAUUUUGUGAUGAACUUUUUGAACCUGACCGGUGAAGCAAGCCCUGUUCCCCUGAACAAAGUGACCAGAACCAUUGAGAGCUUCUGUGCCCGGCCUUGGCAAGAGGUGAAGACAAUGUAUCAAAACAUCAAAGAAAAGUACCUGAGUGAAUAUUGCUUCUCUGGAGCCUACAUCCUCUCUCUCCUGGAAAAUGGCUAUGAAUUCACCGAAGAUAACUGGCAAAGGAUCCACUUCCUUGGAAAGAUUGGUGGCAGUGAUGCAGGUUGGACCCUGGGCUACAUGCUGAACCUGACCAACAUGAUCCCUGCAGAGGAGCCAGCUGUGCCCCCUCUCUCCCAUGGCAGCUACGUGGGGCUGAUGGUGCUGUGCUCCCUUGUGCUGGUGUCUGUGCUCCUGUUUGCCUGGCUUCUCUUUCACAAGCCCAAGUGCCUGCAGAAGGGGAUUGUUUAGGAAGAACCUGGAGGGGAGAGGGGCCAUGUCAUCCCGGCUGCUCAGGGCUAGGAGACCCCAGCAGAGCAGGCGGUACUGCAGAGUUCCUCUCACUGAAGCUACUGACUGUACAAGGGCAUUUAUUUCUUCUGACUCACACUUGCACUGAGAGAUGUUGGGACAUCAGGCUCGCCACCUUUCUCUGCCAAGGACAGACAAGUUGGUGUCCCCUCCUUGAAUGGGUUGUACUUUCAUUCAAUGAAACUUUGCUGCUUGUUGGUUUCUGCCUUGUGCACAGCAUUAUAAAGAGAAAAGUGGCAGCAAUCUUUGGGAGCCAGUGCUCCUGCAAGGGUAAUCUCAGGGUCACACAUCCCACUGAGCUCUUGGGAGCUGUCACACACAGGGUGAUCCUGCUCAUUCUCUGCUGAAGCUGUUCCCAAGAGCCCUUUCCACACCAGCACACCUCUGCUCACCUCCCUGCGCCCUGAGCUCUCGCAGCCCUACAGCUGGGUACAGCACUUGCACCUGACUGCCCCCUGAAGGUGGGUCAGGCUCCCAAAUGCCACUCUGGGAAAAGAAGGGAUGAGGAUGAAGAAACUGAGCGUGCUGGUGGUCAUCAGCCCUUAGCUGGGCUCUGGUGGCUGUCAGCUCCUUUUGCAGGUGGUAAGAGGCCUUUUUCCCACAUUUUCCUGAUGUUGUUGCUGGACCAAAGCUGGCUCACUGUCGCACUGAGCCAUUCCCAUGCCCCUAGGGUACAUCAAGACAUGAGUUCCCAGCCAGGCAUUGCUGUUUUUUGCAGAAACAGCUUGUACUGGCCAAGGAUCCUUGCCCAGUAGUGAGUGCUUAUGCCUACAGGAACUCUGGUGUUAUCAGCAUGCCUGUAGGUAUAGAUCCACUAAAGCAAUCCAGGGUCACUGUGCUGAUAAUACAGCAGCCUCCAAUCUAGGGAAAAUGUUUAUUAAGUAAUGUUCCUAUAGACAGCUGGCAGCAAUUAACCAGCAUUGGUUAACUUUGCUUUCCAUCAGCAAAAUUAGUGAAAAUUUGCCUUUUCUUCCCUGAUGGAAUAGGCUUAUCCUAUGGCCAUACGACCCAGGGCUUGUGAGUGCACAUACUGAGGCCCAUCUUCUAGCACACAACUAGGAUGAUGCCAUUGAUUGGGUUUAUGAAUCACUUUCUUCCAUUUUUCCAUUCCUUGGUCUGAAAAAAAAAACAGAGGUAAGUCAGAAAUCCAUUUUUGUAAAAAUGCUCAGAAACCACUGGUGCCUGUCUACCUCCCACAAAAUCUUGGAUAUCUCUUCUCCUAAUGGCCUGUAAGUGCCAGAGGUCAAAAGAAAGCAGAUAUUAUAGAGAAAAAGGCAUGGUAAACAUGUACCUUCACGUGUUUCCCCAAGCAAAGGUGCAGGCAGUGAGGAGGGGGUCAGGAUGUGCACACCCAAUAACACCUUCUCCUUUAGGCAAGCACAGACACAGAACUCAGAGUUUUCAUGCUCUCCCAACCUGUUCUUCUGCACAGCUCAGGCAUGAAAAUAUCCUGCAGUUAUUUCUGCUUUAUGCCUGGAAGUAGAAGCCCUACCAUAUUGAAGAACCUAAAGGUAAGGGAAAAAUCUACCCUAUGAUCUUUGGGCAGAUCGUUGUUCUUCCAAAAAUUUGUGUCUUAUUUUUGCUCUGAAGUAGCUGACUUCAGCUUCUGUUGGACCUUGUUCUGCCCAUUUCCAAAGGACUGAGUAACUCUGCUAUUAAAAAUCCCUUUUUCCUUGUU
Messenger RNA from Neopelma chrysocephalum (saffron-crested tyrant-manakin), 3656 nucleotides. RefSeq names its product ectonucleoside triphosphate diphosphohydrolase 1 (gene ENTPD1). The transcript has 11 exons. Gene Ontology annotation, molecular function: UDP phosphatase activity; GDP phosphatase activity. Gene Ontology annotation, biological process: nucleoside diphosphate catabolic process. Lineage: Eukaryota; Metazoa; Chordata; Aves; Passeriformes; Pipridae. The record is from RefSeq and is a predicted model, not a curated record. Gene Ontology annotation, cellular component: plasma membrane. The coding region runs from base 413 to 1918 and encodes 501 amino acids.